GAGUCCACUGCUUCAAUAAGUGCCAAAGCCCAACUCAUAUUAUAGUGACAGAGAGGCACACACACAUUCUCACUCACACACACGACACGACACGACGCAGUUCCUCCGUGACGGCGACGGAGGCUGCAAAGUGCUUACCGGAACAACCUUUCACAAAUCUCAAAUAACACUCACACUUCACUUUCAAAUCUCCAAAACGACAACGUAUAUAGUGGGAUUAUCAUGGAGACGCAACCGCAGGAUAAUUUGCAGCACGCACCGGUGGUUUCUUCCAGCGACGGCGCUGACAAUCUACAAAACGAUGUGGCGGUGGCUGAAGUUUCAAAUCACAGAGAUACCGAAGAAGUAAAAAGCGAUGUUUCAAAGGAUGAAGUUAUUCGGAUUAUACAAGAUAUUGCUUCCACCGGGAGGUUCCGGCAUGACUGGGAUAAUCUGAAGAGUAUGUUAUCGUUUCAGCUGAAGCAGGUAUUGUCCGAGUACCCCGAGGCAAAAGCAACAGAUGAGCAGCAACGUGCUUCAUCAGGAGAAUCCUACUCUGAUUUGGUGAACAAAUUGGAUGAAGCGCUUACAUGUUUUAUUGAUGGCCCACCAUUUACAUUGCAAAGGGUUUGUGAGAUUCUAUUAGACGCAAAAAACAUUUAUCCAAAUCUUUCCAAGCUUGCUUUAGCUCUUGAAAAGAAUUUGUUAGUUACAUCUACAUUGACAAUCUGCGCUGAUCCAUAUCCACAAGAUCCAGUACAAGAGCCAGAUGACCAAGAGAAGGCAAGUGAAAAGCAGCAGCAGAAAUCUGAUGGUGCACAAAAUGGUGCUGAGCCUGAGCCUCCUGUAGCUGACAAUGAUGAAGUAAUGGUUGAGGCUGAUACGAGUGAUGAUGUGGCUGAUACGAGUGAUGACGUGGCUGUUGAAAUGGAAACAUUUGAAGAUGCUAAAUCAUCAGAAAUAGAUUCUGAGCCAAAUGCUAAUAAUGCACAAGCUUCUUGAUUACUAUUGAUAUUUAAAGCCAUAAACUGAUGAGUAUAGACUCGGAUGUUUUCUCACAGCGAGCUCCAAAUGCUGAGGACAGUGUGUAUCCGGAUCAUUUCAUAGUGCUUUAAGCUCUAGUCUGGUAAUUGUUAGAGUGAAGAGUUUCAUAGCAAUUAAAAUCAGAACAACGUUUCUGUUUGUUCUUGUUCUGUAUCUCUUGGAUGCCAUGCUUGUAUUAGUGGCAUGAGCUUGAAUAACUCAAUGUAAUCAAUUAAUUUGUGCUCUAGAGUUAAAUUUAUAAACUAGUUGAAUUUUGCAAUCCUUAA
This is a messenger RNA of Trifolium pratense (red clover), 1289 nucleotides long. RefSeq names its product serine/threonine-protein phosphatase 4 regulatory subunit 2. Gene Ontology annotation, biological process: protein dephosphorylation. Gene Ontology annotation, cellular component: protein phosphatase 4 complex; cytoplasm; nucleus. The coding region runs from base 223 to 981 and encodes 252 amino acids. Lineage: Eukaryota; Viridiplantae; Streptophyta; Magnoliopsida; Fabales; Fabaceae. The record is from RefSeq and is a predicted model, not a curated record. The transcript has 8 exons. Gene Ontology annotation, molecular function: protein phosphatase regulator activity.